GCGCAGACAGCAGCAUGAACCUGAAGAAGUACUUCGUUCGGGCGCUGCACCGCCUGCAGAAGGGCCCCGGCUACACCUACAAGGAGCUGCUGGUCUGGUACUGCGACAACACCAACACCCACGGCCCGAAGCGCAUCAUCAAAGAGGGGCCGAAGAAGAAAUUCAUCUGGUUCUUCCUAACGCUGCUCUUUGCAUCUCUGGUCUUCUGGCAGUGGGGUAUCCUCAUCAACACCUACCUCUCCUAUAACGUCACCUCAUCUCUCUCCAUUGGCUUUAAGACCAUGAAGUUCCCAGCAGUCACGGUCUGCAAUGCCAACCCUUUCAAAUACUCAGAGGUGAAGCAUCUGCUGAAAGAGCUGGACAGGCUCAUCGAAGCGGCGCUGGAGAGGAUCCUGCAGCCUGUGCCGGGGAACAGCAGCGAGAAUGCCUCCGCGCCACUCGACCUGGAGCUCUGGCACCAGAUACCCCUGGUCCUCAUCGAUGAGCACGACAAAGACAACCCCAUCAUCCUGGACAUCUUUGAGAGCAACCAAACCACUGCGGACAACCAAACUGCUAUGGAGAACCAAACCGCCGUGGACAGCCAAACUGCCAUGGACAACCAAACCGCUGCAGGCAACCAAACCGCUGCUCCACCUGCUCCAUCCAACACGACGUCAGAAGAGAAGAAGUACAAGCUGGCAGUGAAGCUG
This is a messenger RNA of Cariama cristata (Red-legged seriema), 692 nucleotides long. RefSeq names its product amiloride-sensitive sodium channel subunit beta-like. Gene Ontology annotation, biological process: sodium ion transmembrane transport. Gene Ontology annotation, molecular function: ligand-gated sodium channel activity. The annotation marks the transcript as partial. Gene Ontology annotation, cellular component: membrane. The record is from RefSeq and is a predicted model, not a curated record. The transcript has 2 exons. NCBI's taxonomy places the organism in Eukaryota, Metazoa, Chordata, Aves, Cariamiformes, Cariamidae.